AUGUUCCAGAACAAGCCCCUCAGUAGGUACUCGGUGCACCAGCUCAACAGCCUCCCGCCCUACCUGGUCUGCGGCUACAAGGACAUCCAGAACUACGCCUCCCAGCACAACGCCCGCGCCGAGCGUUCAAAGCUGUUCUGCAGCAGCCACUUCGGCAGCCGCACCGUGCCUCUCGAGCAAAAGCAGGCGCUCGUCGACAAUGUCUUCAGCUCGGUCGCCAAGAACUACGACCUCAUGAAUGACGCCAUGAGUCUCGGCAUCCACCGCUACUGGAAGAACUACUUCGUGGAGGACCUGGCCGGGGUGCGGGUACUGGACGUGGCCGGUGGCACAGGCGACAUCGCCUUCCGGAUCCAGGAUCUGAACCGGGACAACGGGGUUGAGGUGACCGUGCUGGACAUCAACGCCGCGAUGCUGGCGGAGGGGCGCAGAAGGGCCUCCGAGCAACAGUACCAGGGCCUGGAGUUUGUUGAGGGCAACGCGGAAGAGCUGCCCUUCGAGGCCGACUCCUUCGAUGUGUACACCAUCGCGUUCGGGUUAAGAAACGUGCCUCGCACCGCCAAGGCGUUGGGCGAGGCCUUUAGGGUGCUGAAGAAGGGAGGCAGGCUGUCCAUCCUGGAGUUCAGCAAGGUCCAGACGUCCCUCUUCCGACAGGCCUAUGAAACCUACUCGCACCUGGUGAUCCCGCAGCUGGGCGAGACUCUGGCCAGCGACCGAGCCUCCUACCAGUACCUGGUCGAGUCGAUCCAGAAGUUCUACGACCAGGAGAGCCUGCUGAGGCUGGUGAAGGAGGCGGGCUUCAAGUACGCGGGCUUCAGGAACCUGAGCGACGGCAUUGUGGCCAUCCACAACGGAUUCAAACUGUGA
Messenger RNA from Hippocampus zosterae (dwarf seahorse), 867 nucleotides. RefSeq names its product ubiquinone/menaquinone biosynthesis C-methyltransferase UbiE-like. Gene Ontology annotation, molecular function: methyltransferase activity. The coding region runs from base 1 to 867 and encodes 288 amino acids. The transcript has 3 exons. NCBI's taxonomy places the organism in Eukaryota, Metazoa, Chordata, Actinopteri, Syngnathiformes, Syngnathidae. The record is from RefSeq and is a predicted model, not a curated record. Gene Ontology annotation, biological process: ubiquinone biosynthetic process.